AUGGCCUUCCCAACCCCAGUCCAGACAGCCUUCGGCUUCAAACAAUCAUCAGCAAUACAACAAGCCCGUAAUUCGAGGAACAUUGUUCCUACCUACUUUACUUCAACCAACACCUACGGCUACAUUCAACAACCCUCUUCUAUACCUCAGCUAGACCCUCAUUCUGGUCAGAUCGUACAAGCCUCUCGUCCCCCAGUACCCCUGUUUCCGAGUCAGCCUGGUCAGUCUCAAGUUGAUCGACAACUGCCUCUUCAAACUAUGGAAAAUUCAAACGCGAUGGAGGACGUCGGCCUCCUUGAAUUCACCGACUUUGACAUGAAUGGCAGUGACCUGCUGACCCUGGAUAAUACCCAGUCCCUUGGCAUCCCAGAGACCCCCCAGACGGUUUCCCCCCAAGAGCUUUUGCUGGAUUCCUCUUGCCCAUCUUCCACCAGUUUCACCGACCUAAGCACUCCUUCCUUCGGGACACCCGGAACAUUCAGCCACAACACCUCGCCGCUUUUCGGAAAUGUGGAUGAUUUGCCCCCAGACCACGAAGCCUGGGACUCGCUCUUUCCGGGUGACUCAACACCUGCUCCGGAAGAAAUUUCCAAGGCUCCGGUCACAGUCGCCCCCCAGCCACCUGUUCAACCAGCCACUCAACCAGUUACCCAACCAGAACCAACCUCUGUUACCACUGCACCUUCACCUGCCGUUCGUUCUCGGAAUUUCUCGGCCCCAUCACCACGCUCCAAUACGCGUGCUGGCACUAACCGUCAUUCAUCUGUGUCUGGAGUGACUAAACGAACCCGCGAAAGACAACCAUUGCCACCAAUCACCGUCGAUACUUCCGACCCUGUCGCAGUGAAGAGAGCCAGAAAUACGGAGGCAGCCAGAAAGUCUAGAGCACGCAAAGUCGAGCUACAAGAGUCGCUUGAGCGUCGUAUUGAAGAGUUGGAAACUGAGUUGGAACAGGCUAGACAGCAAGUCGAACACUGGAAAGGCGUUGCUGGACACACUGGAGAGUAG
Messenger RNA from Microsporum canis CBS 113480, 1008 nucleotides. RefSeq names its product CPCA. NCBI's taxonomy places the organism in Eukaryota, Fungi, Ascomycota, Eurotiomycetes, Onygenales, Arthrodermataceae. Gene Ontology annotation, biological process: regulation of DNA-templated transcription. The record is from RefSeq and is a predicted model, not a curated record. Gene Ontology annotation, molecular function: DNA-binding transcription factor activity. The coding region runs from base 1 to 1008 and encodes 335 amino acids. The transcript is spliced from 3 exons.